UGGCUGCGGCGGGUCAGGUGGCUCUGCCUCGCGCGGCGAGGCCGGCGCGCGGGCCCUCUGUCGCGCGUGGCGUCUCGGCAAGCGCCGCUCCUCUGAGGGAUCCGCGCGGCGGGAGCGGUCGGGGACGGGGAUCCCGGUGGGCCGGAGUGCUUGGGCAGGAAGCGACGCCUGUGGCUGGCGCUGAUAAAUGCGCAGCAAGUCAUUUGUCUGCCGUUGCAUUUUGGCUUCUCUGCGGACAAAGUUAUGACUUUUCUUCAAUGUAGGUACACUCACUAAUAGUCUUUUCCCUCCACGAGGAACCAUGGUUUGUCCUUGAUCUUUAAUAAUGAUCUUCUGUCAGCAGAUAUCCUUGAUUUGCAGAAGGCAUCUCAAAAUGUUGUGUCGAGCAGCUCUGAGCCCUCUUGUCCGUUCAUCUGGAUGGUGCUUUGUGUUAUCGCCACAUGCCAUCGCAGCCAUUUCCCGUUUAUAUCUCCCUCACCAUAACCGAAGAUUAAAGAAUGAAUCCAUCCGUUGUUGGAGCAACAUCCCGUUUAUCACCAUGCCACUGAGCCGUGCACAUGGAAAAUCGUUUGCACACCGCAGUGAGCUGAAGCAUGCAAAGCGGAUUGUAGUGAAGCUAGGUAGUGCUGUUGUGACUAGAGGGGAUGAGUGCGGCUUGGCCCUUGGGAGGCUGGCAUCUAUUGUAGAGCAGGUGUCAAUGCUGCAAAAUCAGGGCCGAGAGAUGAUGAUUGUCACCAGUGGUGCUGUAGCUUUUGGAAAGCAGCGAUUACGUCAUGAGAUCUUGCUUUCUCAGAGUGUGAGACAAGCGCUUCAUUCAGGCCAGAGUCAGCUAAAAGAUAUGGCUAUUCCAGUCUUGGAGGCCCGAGCCUGUGCUGCAGCUGGCCAGAGUGGACUAAUGGCUCUGUACGAGGCCAUGUUUACGCAGUACAGCAUCUGUGCAGCUCAAAUUUUAGUCACCAACCUGGAUUUCCAUGAUGAACAGAAGCGUCGGAACUUAAAUGGAACAUUGCAUGAGCUUUUAAGAAUGAAUAUCGUCCCCAUAAUUAACACUAAUGAUGCGGUUGUCCCACCUCCAGAACCGAACAGUGAUCUGCAGGGGGUAAAUGUGAUUAGUGUGAAGGAUAAUGACAGUCUAGCAGCGCGACUGGCUGUGGAAAUGAAAACUGAUCUCCUGAUUGUUCUCUCAGAUGUAGAAGGACUCUUUGACAGCCCUCCAGGAUCAGAUGAUGCAAAGCUCAUUGACAUCUUCUACCCGGGAGACCAGCAGUCUGUAACAUUUGGAACCAAAUCCCGAGUGGGAAUGGGAGGCAUGGAAGCCAAGGUGAAAGCAGCUCUGUGGGCCCUCCAAGGAGGCACCUCUGUGGUGAUUGCAAAUGGAACCCAUCCGAAGAUCUCAGGUCAUGUCAUCACAGAUAUUGUGGAGGGGAAAAAAGUUGGAACUUUUUUUUCAGAAGUAAAACCUGCAGGUCCUACAGUAGAGCAGCAGGGUGAAAUGGCUCGAGCUGGCGGCAGGUCCCUGGCGGCUCUACGGCCUGAGCAGAGAGCAGAGAUUAUUUAUCAUCUUGCCGAUUUACUAACUGACCAGAGAGAAGAAAUUCUCUUGGCAAACAAAAAGGACUUAGAAGAGGCUGAAAGUAAAGGGAGAUUGGCACUUCCUUUGUUGAAACGUCUAAGUCUGUCUACAUCAAAGCUGAACAGCUUGGCUAUUGGACUGCGUCAGAUUGCAGCAUCCUCCCAGGACAGCGUUGGCCGUGUAAUUCGGCGAACACGAAUAGCAAAAGACCUGGAUUUGGAGCAGGUGACAGUGCCUAUUGGCGUCCUUCUCGUGAUCUUUGAGUCCCGUCCUGACUGUCUUCCACAGGUGUCUGCUUUGGCUGUAGCCAGUGGAAAUGGCUUACUACUCAAAGGAGGGAAAGAGGCAGCACAUAGCAAUCAAAUCCUUCAUCAUCUGACACAAGAAGCACUCUCCAUUCACGGAGUAAAAGAUGCGGUGCAACUAGUGAACACAAGAGAGGAAGUAGAAGAUCUCUGCCGUUUGGAUAAGCUGAUAGAUCUAAUAAUUCCACGUGGUUCAUCCCAGCUAGUCAGGAAUAUCCAGAAAGCUGCUAAGGGAAUCCCAGUGAUGGGACACAGCGAAGGGAUCUGUCACGUGUAUGUGGACACAGAUGCCAGCGUUGAGAAGGUCACACGAAUAAUCAGAGACUCGAAGUGUGAAUAUCCUGCUGCCUGUAAUGCUCUGGAAACUCUCUUAAUUCAUCGAGACUUGCUGAGAACCCCGUUGUUUGAUCAGAUCAUAGACAUGUUGAGAGUAGAACAGGUGAAGAUUCACGCUGGCCCAAAGUUUGCAUCUUACUUGACAUUCAGCCCUUCAGAAGUGAAAUCUCUCCGAACAGAAUAUGGGGACUUGGAGUGCUGCAUUGAGGUGGUGGACAGCGUCCAAGAGGCUGUUGAACAUAUCCACAAGUAUGGAAGCUCUCACACGGAUGUUAUCAUCACAGAGAAUGAGAAAACAGCAGAGUUCUUCCUUCAGCAUGUGGACAGUGCUUGUGUUUUCUGGAAUGCCAGUACCAGAUUCUCUGACGGCUAUAGAUUUGGACUUGGUGCUGAAGUCGGAAUUAGUACUUCUCGUAUCCAUGCUCGUGGACCAGUGGGAAUUGAAGGACUCUUAACUACAAAGUGGUUGCUGAGGGGUGACAAUCAUGUUGUUUCUGACUUCUCAGAGCAUGGGAGCAUGCAGUAUCUUCAUGAGAGCCUUCCUCUCCCUCAGAGAAAUACCAACUAAGAACAUCAGGGACAGGGGGAAAACCCAAGGAUAUCAAUAUUUCCUGAAGAUGUUUAGGCUGCGGGGCACUCUCCGGGGAGGGAGUUUGUUUUUCAUGUUUAGGAACGUUGUUUUCAAUCACUGUGCAGUACAAUGAAUACAAAAUGAUCCAUCUAUUAAUUUUUUUUUCCUGCCUCUUUCUGUUUCCUUAGAUAGUAUCUGCAAACUGACCUCACUUUUCCAAGACAGACUUCUUCAAAACAUACAGGUAACAUAAGGAAAGACUUAAGUAUCAGCCUCAUUCUUUUUUUUUAUUAUUAUUCCAGUGCUCCCUAUAGCAAAUGUGCUUGGUGGUGGAGCAUAUUAUUUUGUUUUUUUUUUUCGUAAGUCAGUUUUAUUCAAGUAUCUGUUCUGGAGAACAAACUCGAUAGGGUUUUUUUCCUUCAGUCUUAUGAUCGUGGCAGCUCUUGAAAGCCAGAAAGCUUUACACUUACUUUCUUUGUAUGAUGACUCUUGUGAUAAAGGGAUAGAUGUUUGAAAUGCAUAGUAAGCUUUUGACCAGGAAACCUUUUAUAUCUAAUUUCUUUGUAUUGUUGACUGUUGUAGAUAAAUAACACAACUGUCUACUAUGUGAA
Molecule: messenger RNA, 3396 nt
Organism: Tyto alba (common barn owl)
Lineage: Eukaryota; Metazoa; Chordata; Aves; Strigiformes; Tytonidae
Gene: ALDH18A1
Product: aldehyde dehydrogenase 18 family member A1
Exons: 19
Coding region: 326-2782 (818 amino acids)
Cellular component (GO): mitochondrion; cytoplasm
Molecular function (GO): ATP binding; glutamate-5-semialdehyde dehydrogenase (NADP+) activity; glutamate 5-kinase activity
Source: RefSeq, a predicted model, not a curated record